AUGUCUUUAGUUCAAAGUUCGAGUGUAAUAAAUGUCCAAAAUAGUUUUAAUGGUGAUGUUAUCCAACGCGCAAACACAAUAAUAUUAUGUCUGAGGGAGAAAACUGAAGAAUUAUCGAAAGAAAAACCAAAAGAUGCUUCUAAGGCUGCAAAAACGACUUACCAAAAGUUAAAGACUUUCUUUGUUCUACAAGCCAAUGAUAUUCAUGAAACUGUUGAGGAAACCAAAGCAGAUGUACACACCACUGAAAUAAAAAAAGAAAGGCUGGGAAAAAUGUUCGAUAGUAUGGCAAAGGAAAUCGAAAAUCAACGUCAAGAAGCUAUGGAUGCUUUAGAAGACAUGACUCCAACGCAACAGGAUGAAUAUCUUAUAUUUUGGGGGCAUUUCCUUGAGUUUUUUACGGAUUUGUUUGCCUGGCUGAAAAAACUUGUACUGGAUAUUGUAGAAGGCAUCAAAAAUGGCUUCAAACUUAUUGGUACCGCAAUUAAAGGCCUCUUUGAGAGUAUUGCGGAUUUUUUUAAAACUGUGUUUUCUACUUAAAAUUCCUACUUGCUACUUUGUAUUUUAUUAAUUUAUCACUUUCGUGUUAUUUUAUACAAUAAACACCAAUUAUACAAGCAAAUUUGGCUUUUAUUUAUUUAUUUGUAUUUAAAUUCAAAUAAAUCAGUUCUUCCUACAGUAAGC
Molecule: messenger RNA, 684 nt
Organism: Brassicogethes aeneus
Lineage: Eukaryota; Metazoa; Arthropoda; Insecta; Coleoptera; Nitidulidae
Source: the annotation of a GenBank genome assembly